ACUCCUUCCAAGUUUUCCCAUUAGACCCCAAUACCCCAUCUAAAAAUCAAAACCAUAAAUGGGAAAAAAAAGAAAAAAAAAAACAAAAAUGAAAAAUCUUGGAGGUCGAAUCCCAUACGGCACAGUAAGUAUACAACUUCUAGUAUCAGCCAAUCAGAAAAAUCAAGCAAGGGCAAAAAAGGAAAUCACGAUCGAAGGACUGACGGCGAAUUUCACAUCAACGGUUCACAUUAGGAUAUUGACUAUCAACAGAACAGAUCGAACGGCCAGGAAACGUCCGACGACGACGUAGGUGAAGAAAGCGAAAUAGAUAUUAUCCAGUGCGUGGCGGUGCAUCGUACCCGAAUGGAACACGAUAUGAUAAUAUUAUAGAGAGAUAAUAGAACGGCCUCUAGCAUCAUCCUCCUCUUCUUCUUCUUCCCCUUUCUUCUUCCUUCCUCUCUGUUCUCACCUCCAUUUGUUUUUGUCAUUUUCUGUUCCUCUCUAUCUAAAUUAGGAGGAUUGAUAUAGCUUUCAAGGUAAAUUUCAUUAACCCAGCUUAAUUUCUUUCGUUUGCUGUAUCGGUGCUAGGGUUUUGGGGUCUGUUUUGGACUUCAUUCGUUUCAGGUGUUUCAUCGGUGUCUUCAUUUCUUAUCGGGUUUAUUGAUUUAAUAGGUUCUGUCGAAGUUUUUAGAUGAUGGGUUAUAUGUUAUCAUUUUUGUUAUCUGUAGUAUUUUUUUUGUUUUUUAUUUUUACUUGGGCAUGUGUGUUUAGCAGUAAAGGUAGGGUAUUUGGUUUUAUACUGUUAUUUAGCUGGAUUACGCUAUGUUUACUGAAAUAAUGGAUGUUUCAUUCUAAUGGGUUCGAGUUAUUUUGGUGUUUGGACUUGAAGGAUGUACUGUAGUUUUGCUGUUGACUUUGAUGGAGGUUGUUGUGGCUGUUCUUCUUUGUUUUUAUCGAGUUUUUGGUUUCUGUAUGGAUCAAUUUAUCAUUUUGCUCGGUUUCAUAGUGUUGUAUCUUUGUUGGGAUUCUGGUUCAUGCGGUGGGAUUCUGUGGGAAAUGGAUUAAUCUGAAUUCAUUUCAACGAAACCUAUGUGUUUUUAGCUAAAAUUACCUUGGAUGUUGGGUUGAAAGUUUGACGCUCUAACUCUAAUGAGUGUCUAGAAUUGGAUUUCUGUGUGGUUGGAAGGAUUAUUGUAGUUCAUUAUGAAUUUUGGUUCAUACCAGUUACCCAUAUCACUGACAUUGUAAGUCCUUUGUAGGUUGAACGAUAUAAUGUUCAAUUGUAAUAAUGUUUUUUGCUCCUAGUAUCUCAUUCUUCUUGGUCGGUGUUCCCAGAGAGAGAGAGAGAGAGAUAUAUGCUUUCUGAUUAAUUAUCUUUUGGACGGGGUUCUGUGGUUCUUGGAAGUUACUUUGAACGUGGUUUUAUGAUCUUGUUUGUGAACAUUAAUGUUAGGUUUGUUGACUUCUUUGGAUCUGAUUUGUAGCUAUUUUACUGUUUCUAUCCCUGAAAUGCAGGAAAAAAGGCAGUCAUGGCAAGAGCUAUGGUACAGUCAACAAAUUUAUCUUCUGCCGCUCCUACGUGGAGCUUAUCCCAAUCAAAAGGAUCUGGUAGAGGUAGAAGAACAGUCACAAUGCUCUGCAUGACACGUGCUGCGCCUCUUAGGUUGACCAGCUAUUCUGGCUUACGUGCCGCUAAUGCAUUGGAUAAUGUGGUCAGAUAUGGCCAAACUUUACAUUCAAAAGUGGCGAUAACUGGUCGGCGUAAAAGGUGUAGCCGGAUAGUGCCAAAAGCUAUGUUUGAGCGCUUUACGGAAAAAGCCAUUAAAGUUAUCAUGCUUGCACAAGAGGAGGCAAGACGAUUGGGCCAUAAUUUUGUCGGCACAGAGCAAAUUUUGUUGGGGCUCAUUGGCGAGGGUACCGGUAUUGCCGCAAAAGUUCUGAAAUCAAUGGGCAUUAACUUAAAAGAUGCACGUGUUGAAGUAGAAAAAAUAAUUGGAAGGGGAAGUGGAUUUGUGGCUGUGGAGAUUCCGUUCACGCCACGUGCAAAGCGAGUUUUGGAACUUUCACUUGAGGAAGCUCGCCAACUCGGCCAUAAUUAUAUUGGUUCGGAGCACCUUUUGCUGGGAUUGCUUCGUGAGGGUGAAGGUGUGGCUGCCCGAGUUCUUGAAAAUUUGGGUGCUGAUCCCAGUAACAUUCGCACACAGGUGAUUAGAAUGGUCGGUGAGAAUAAUCCAGAAGUCGGUGCUGGUGUUGGGGGUGGGACUACAAGUAACAAAAUGCCUACACUUGAGGAGUAUGGUACCAAUCUGACAAAGCUUGCUGAGGAGGGUAAACUAGAUCCUGUAGUGGGAAGGCAGGAACAAAUUGAGCGUGUUACUCAAAUUUUGGGCCGACGAACAAAGAACAAUCCGUGCCUUAUUGGAGAGCCUGGUGUAGGGAAAACUGCUAUUGCUGAGGGCCUUGCUCAACGGAUUGCCAAUGGUGAUGUUCCUGAGACAAUUGAGGGGAAGAAGGUUAUAACAUUGGAUAUGGGCCUUCUGGUUGCUGGAACAAAAUACCGUGGAGAAUUUGAGGAACGGCUAAAGAAAUUGAUGGAGGAGAUAAAACAAAGUGAUGAAAUCAUUCUUUUCAUUGAUGAAGUGCACACAUUAAUUGGAGCUGGAGCUGCAGAGGGAGCAAUUGAUGCUGCAAACAUUUUAAAACCUGCUCUUGCUCGUGGUGAACUUCAGUGUAUUGGGGCUACAACCCUAGAUGAGUACAGAAAGCACAUUGAAAAAGAUCCAGCUUUAGAAAGACGUUUCCAGCCUGUUAAGGUGCCUGAGCCGUCUGUGGAUGAAACUAUUCAGAUAUUGAAGGGCCUUCGAGAGCGAUAUGAGCUCCAUCACAAAUUACGUUACACAGAUGAAUCUUUGGUCGCUGCCGCCCAGCUCUCCUACCAAUACAUCAGUGACCGUUUCCUGCCUGACAAAGCCAUCGACUUGAUUGAUGAAGCUGGUUCUCGUGUUCGACUUCGUCAUGCUAAGCUCCCUGAGGAAGCUAGAGAGUUGGAGAAAGAACUCCGACAGCUCACCAAGGAGAAGGAUGAAGCUGUUCGUAGUCAGGACUUUGAAAAGGCCCAAGUUCUACGUGACCGAGAAGUGGAUCUUCAGGCCCAAAUCACAAAUCUUAUUGAGAAAAACAAAGAGAUGAGCAAGGCUGAAACUGAGUUGGGCGAUGGUGGACCCCUCGUGACCGAAGUGGACAUCCAGCAUAUUGUCUCUUCAUGGACGGGAAUACCUGUUGAGAAGGUGUCCACUGAUGAAUCAGAUCGACUCCUAAAGAUGGAGGAGACAUUGCACACUCGAGUCAUUGGACAGGAUGAAGCUGUCAAAGCCAUCAGCCGUGCUAUUCGUCGUGCCCGUGUUGGACUCAAGAAUCCCAAUCGGCCUAUUGCUAGCUUUAUUUUCUCCGGUCCCACUGGAGUUGGGAAGUCAGAAUUAGCUAAAGCACUGGCUGCUUACUACUUCGGUUCCGAGGAAGCUAUGAUCAGACUAGAUAUGAGUGAAUUCAUGGAGAGACAUACUGUCUCAAAGCUCAUUGGUUCACCUCCUGGGUAUGUUGGUUAUACCGAGGGUGGUCAGCUGACAGAAGCGGUGCGCCGACGUCCUUACACCGUUGUGCUGUUUGAUGAGAUUGAAAAGGCUCACCCAGAUGUCUUCAACAUGAUGCUUCAGAUUCUUGAAGAUGGGCGUUUGACAGACAGCAAGGGUCGGACUGUUGACUUCAAGAAUACCCUCUUGAUCAUGACAUCAAACGUGGGGAGUAGCGUCAUUGAGAAAGGUGGCCGACGGAUUGGUUUUGAUUUAGAUUAUGAUGAGAAAGAUAGUAGUUACAACAGAAUUAAAAGCUUGGUGACUGAGGAAUUAAAACAAUACUUCAGGCCUGAGUUCUUGAACAGAUUGGAUGAGAUGAUAGUAUUCAGGCAACUGACCAAGCUAGAGGUGAAGGAGAUUGCUGACAUCAUGUUGAAGGAAGUAUUUGAGAGGUUGAAGAAAAAGGAAAUAGAACUUCAGGUUACAGAGAGGUUCAGAGAUAGAGUUGUCGAUGAGGGUUACAAUCCAAGCUAUGGUGCACGACCUCUGCGAAGGGCCAUCAUGAGACUUUUGGAGGAUAGUUUGGCUGAGAAGAUGCUCGCCCGGGAGAUCAAGGAAGGUGAUUCGGUAAUUGUGGAUGUUGAUUCAGAUGGCAAUGUAACAGUCCUCAAUGGCAGUGGUGGCGCUUUACCAGAACCAUCACCAGAGGCAAUUCCCGUGUAGAAGAAAUAGAUGCAACUUUGUUGAAUGUAUCUUGUAAAACCCCAUCUUAAGCAGCCUGUCUGAUGAUGGGUUGUAUUUUGAGUGCUGUUAUUUUUGCGUUCGUUAGUACAGUGAUAGCUUGUUGGGUUUUCAGAUAUUGUAGUGAUUAUAGAAUUAGAUAGAAUCCAAAACUUUGAACUUUGAAUGACUGCCCUGUUGCCAAAUCCAAGAACAUUUCCCUAUAACCUAAACUUUUAUUGAUGAUUCCUUUUUUUCUUUUCCUUGUUCUUCUUGCAAGGCACCAAUAUUUUUGCUAUCGAUUUAAAAA
Molecule: messenger RNA, 4584 nt
Organism: Oldenlandia corymbosa var. corymbosa
Lineage: Eukaryota; Viridiplantae; Streptophyta; Magnoliopsida; Gentianales; Rubiaceae
Source: the annotation of a GenBank genome assembly